Komagataella phaffii GS115 is the source of this 2952-nucleotide messenger RNA. Its product is annotated as Member of the imitation-switch (ISWI) class of ATP-dependent chromatin remodeling complexes. Lineage: Eukaryota; Fungi; Ascomycota; Pichiomycetes; Pichiales; Pichiaceae. The coding region runs from base 1 to 2952 and encodes 983 amino acids. Gene Ontology annotation, molecular function: ATP-dependent chromatin remodeler activity; histone binding; nucleosome binding. The record is from RefSeq and is a predicted model, not a curated record. Gene Ontology annotation, biological process: nucleosome organization; regulation of transcription by RNA polymerase II. Gene Ontology annotation, cellular component: chromatin; nucleus. The transcript is spliced from 2 exons.
AUGACACAGAAACUAGCAACACCAAACUCAGAGACCCAAGACGAGAGGAGACGUCGAUUCCUUCUGCAGGGCACACCGAAGGAGGAAAUGCGAAAGGACUUUGCCUCAGUCUCCAAGAGAUUCAAGUACCUCUUGAACCUCAGUGAUCUCUUUCGUCACUUCAUAGAUCUUGGCGCGUCAAAGGAUAAACAACUGCUAAAGUUGGUCCGCACCAUCGACACAAAGAAACACAACAAAUCGUCCUCAAGAUCAGCAGUUGGUAAUGGCCGUCAUCGUAAGAAAGUCAGAAAAAGAAGAAGAUGCAGAAUUCAAGGACUCAACUGGCUUAUUUCCCUACAUGAAAAUUGCUUGUCGGGUAUUCUGGCCGACGAGAUGGGAUUGGGUAAAACUCUCCAAACUAUUGCAUUUUUGGGUCAUCUCCGAUAUAAUAAAGGAAUUGAUGGUCCGCACAUUGUAAUUGUUCCCAAAUCAACGCUGGACAAUUGGAGACGUGAAUUUGCAAAAUGGACUCCAGAUGUGAAUACACUGGUACUACAAGGAACCAAGGAAGAAAGAGCUUUGCUGUUGAAGGAUAAGUUAAUGGAGGCCGAUUUUGAUGUUUGUAUCACCUCAUUCGAAAUGGUCAUUAGAGAAAAGGCAAAGCUUGGCAAGAUCAGAUGGCAAUACAUUGUCAUCGAUGAAGCCCACAGAAUAAAAAACGAAGAAAGUGCCUUAUCGCAAAUCAUUCGUUUAUUCUAUUCCAGAAACAGGCUACUUAUCACAGGAACACCUCUGCAGAACAACCUGCACGAGCUUUGGGCUCUUUUGAAUUUUAUUCUACCCGAUGUGUUUGGAGAAAGCGACGUCUUUGAUGAAUGGUUCGAGUCACAAUCGCAGGACCAAGACGAAGUGGUUCAAAAACUGCACAAGGUUCUCUCUCCAUUUCUCCUGAGAAGGGUGAAAUCAGACGUGGAAAAAUCAUUGUUGCCGAAAAAAGAAGUCAACCUUUACGUGGGAAUGACUGAGAUGCAGAUCAAGUUGUACAGAAACCUUCUAGAGAAAGAUAUAGAUGCUGUCAAUUGUGGAUUCGGUAAAAGAGAAGGAAAAACAAGACUGCUUAACAUCGUAAUGCAGCUAAGAAAGUGUUGCAAUCAUCCGUAUCUUUUUGAAGGUGUCGAACCAGGGCCCCCAUUUACUACAGAUGAACAUUUGGUCUAUAAUUCUGCCAAAAUGAUUGUUUUGGAUAAGUUACUGAAGAAAAUGAAAGAACAAGGAUCUCGUGUCUUGAUUUUUUCGCAGAUGAGUCGUCUGUUGGAUAUAUUAGAAGACUACUGUUUUUUCCGUGAAUACGAAUACUGUCGAAUUGAUGGAUCAACUGCCCAUGAAGAUCGUAUCAAUGCGAUUGAUGAGUACAAUAAACCCGAUUCAAAGAAAUUCAUUUUCUUGUUGACUACGCGUGCUGGUGGUUUGGGUAUCAAUUUGACAUCUGCGGACAUUGUUGUUCUGUACGAUUCGGAUUGGAAUCCCCAGGCCGAUCUUCAAGCAAUGGACAGAGCCCAUAGAAUUGGACAAAAGAAGCAGGUUCAGGUUUUUCGGUUUGUUACUGAAAAUGCCAUAGAGGAAAAAGUCUUGGAAAGGGCGGCCCAGAAACUAAGGCUGGACCAACUGGUUAUUCAACAAGGAAGAGCAUCUUCCAAUAAGAACCAAACCAUUGGUAACUCAAAGGAUGAACUUCUAGAUAUGAUUCAACACGGUGCCCAACAAAUGUUUGAGACGAAGGGUUCCACUGUUGGAGAUGAUGAUAUUGAUUCAAUCUUGAGAAAAGGUGAGGAAAAAACUGCUUCUUUGAAUGCCAAAUUUUCAAAUCUAGGAUUGGACGACCUUCAAAAUUUCACAUCAGAAGCAUCUUCUGCUUACGAAUGGAACGGUAAAAACUUUGCUCAGAAAAAUAACAGAGUAGGAAGGAGCUACAUUUCUCUAGCCAAGAGGGAACGUAAAGAGCUACAAUACGACAUUGACAAGUACUACGAUGAUAUGCUUCUUCCUGGGGGUAAACAAUCCCGGGGUCCCAGACCACCUAAGCAUAUAAUCAUUCAUGAUUUUCAGUUUUUUCCUCCCGGACUAGCAGAGCUGUUAGAAAGGGAACAACUAGCCUUCAAGAGGAAAAUCGGACAUCAGGUUACGUUGAAAGAACUUGGUGGAAGUGAUGAUGAGGACCUAGUUAUGUCCGAAGGUGAAGAACAUGCUAGAGAAAUUCGUAAAGUGAAGGAGCAAAACAAAAUCGACAACGCAGUUGAACUCACUGAGGAAGAACAGGCCUUGAAGGACAAGUAUCUUGGCGAGGGGUUUUCAAAGUGGAGUAGAAGAGAUUUUACCAAUUUCAUUCAUGCUUGCGCUAAUCACGGUAGAGAAAACCUUACCAUGAUAGCCAAGCAGAUGAAGAACAAAACUUUCGAAGAGGUAGAGGCAUAUUCAAAGGCUUUUUGGGCCAACUACAAACAGGUUCAAGGUUAUGAGAAAUAUAUUCAAGAAAUCGAAUUGGGAGAACAAAAGGCCCAUAAACUCAGACUUCAACACGAACUGCUGGCUGAGAAGAUUAGACAAUGCAAAUCACCUUUAAGGGAAUUGGUAAUUCAGUAUCCUCCCAACAAUUCCAAGAAAGUUUACACAGACCUCGAAGACCGAUACCUUUUAACAAUGCUUAAUAAACACGGCUUGAACAGAGACAAUCUUUAUGACAUCAUUAAACGAGAGAUCUGCCAAUGCGAAUUAUUCAAGUUUGACUGGUACUUCAGGUCUCGUACCCCUCAAGAGCUCGCUAGAAGAUGUAAUACUCUACUGCUUGCAAUUAUCAGGGAAAUCGACGGGCCGCUGGCCACCAAGAGAAAGAGAAACAAUUUAUCUAAGGAGACUUCAUUAGAGCCAUCAGUGGAGCCAGAAUCAGUGACCAACAAGAAACAGAAAUCCUUGUAG